Messenger RNA from Mytilus californianus (California mussel), 6157 nucleotides. RefSeq lists its product as uncharacterized. Gene Ontology annotation, cellular component: cytosol; nucleus. The record is from RefSeq and is a predicted model, not a curated record. The coding region runs from base 52 to 2196 and encodes 714 amino acids. Gene Ontology annotation, biological process: protein dephosphorylation. NCBI's taxonomy places the organism in Eukaryota, Metazoa, Mollusca, Bivalvia, Mytilida, Mytilidae. Gene Ontology annotation, molecular function: mitogen-activated protein kinase binding; cation binding; protein serine/threonine phosphatase activity. The transcript has 5 exons.
UACAUUGUAAUUUCCCCUCCAUGUCGAACUUGGAACGGUUUUACUGACAAAAUGUCAAGUUACAAAAUUGGGGUGAAUUUAAGGGUGACAGAAAAUAGCAACCAAGGAGGACGGAAGUAUAUGGAAGAUACGCAUGCCAUCAGAUUUGUAAAAAAUGACGAGGGUGGCUUUGAAUUCGCUUAUUUUGGUAUUUUCGAUGGACACGGUGGUGGUGAGGCUUCAAAGUUUGCUCGUGAUCACCUUUUAGACGAAAUUACUAAAUAUGAGUGCUUUUGGAAUGACAAUGAUGAUGAUGUAUUACAUGCAAUUAAAUCUGGGUUUCUUGAUGUCCAUUUUGCAAUGUGGAGGGAAGUAGAUCGAUGGCCGAAAACUUCUAGUGGAUUUCGAAGUACAUCUGGAACUACAGCCAGUAUAGCUAUCAUAAAAAAUUCCAAACUAUAUAUAGGUCAUGUGGGAGAUUCUGGAAUUGCUCUGGGGUUUGAUGACAGUGGAAGUGAGAAAUUCAUACGACCAAAGGGUACAAUGUUAACUAUUGAUCACAAACCAGACAGUCCAGAGGAGAAGAAAAGGAUUGAAGAAUGUGGUGGCCAGGUUGUGGCAAAAUCUGGAGUCCAAAGAGUUGUUUGGAACAGACCUCGUAAUCAACAUCAAGGUCCAAUCAGACGUAGCACACCAAUAGAUAGAAUUCCUUUCUUAGCUGUUGCUAGAAGUUUAGGUGACCUUUGGAGUUACAAUUAUUUAAAUGAACAGUUUGUGGUAUCCCCUGAACCAGAUGUAUCUGUGAGAAAGUUGGAUCCAGCCCGAGACAAAUGUCUUGUUCUUGGUUCUGAUGGAAUGUGGAAUAUGGUGUCUGCCGAAGAAUCUGUGUCUGUUGUGGUAGAUCUGGAGUAUCACUUUGAGUACAAAGUUAUAAAUGAUCCUACUGCUCCUGUUUCAUAUUGGAUUAAUCCAGCAGAGAAGUUGGUACAAAGAGCUUUGAACAAGUGGAAGUCUCGUCUGAUGAGGGCUGACAAUACCAGUUGUGUUGUUGUUUUAAUUGAUCCUCUUGGACCUAGAAAACUAUCUUUACUGAAAAAAGAAAGAGAGGAAAACUUACGAAGAAUCAGAGAAAGCAAAGAAAAACAGACUGUUCCAGUCAAAAUGUCUACUCGUUCUUCGCCACGUAAACCCUUAGAAUCUGAUUCAGACUCGGCUAAAAAUGACAUUAAGAAAGCUUCCCCUAAAAGUGCCCCUUCUAGUCCAAGAAAUGACAAUGGACACAAAGGUGUCGUUUCACCAGUAUCGACUGAGAAGACGAGAAGAAUGUCUGUUCCAAAUUCCAUGGAAUUUGAUUUGGAUGACAGUAUUCAAGCAGCUAGUAUAAAUAAAAAGUUGAAUUUUACACCCAGUACUGUCCGAGAAAAGAUGACUAGAGCAGUCGAUAUUUCUGAUCAAAUUUUAGCCCAAGGCAGUGCAUCUGCAAUGAAGAAAGCUACUGAAAUGUUGACCCAUGGAAACAGAGGUAUCUCAGCCAGGAAAAUAGAUGACCAGCUUUGCCCAGAAAGUGCCUCAGCAAUGAAGAAAGCCAACAGGGCAAAUUCAAAACACACUGACCUCCAAUUUAACAAUAAUGCUGUAACGGAUAAUUCACAUUUCACUCGGACUAGACAGCGUCAUUCAUCAGAUGCUGUAUUAACGCUGAAGACUCCACAUCCGGCAAAUCCCUUGACAUUACUUAAAGGAUGUGUUGGUAAAUCAUUAACUGAAAACAAAACUGAAUCUCAGUGCCGAAAUGUCCUUACAGAGAAUUCUAAACAGUCGAACAAAGUCAAUUCACAUGAUCAACACAAAGCCAAAGGAAAAAUUGACAUUCAUUCAAAGGAGGAUCAAAGUAUUUGUGACUCUGCAGCAUUUAAAUUAAGGACUAAAGAGGAAAUUAAUGAAAGGCUAGGUCAUGGACAUCAGCUAAGAAACAGUAGUAAAAAAGGUGUUGUAAGCAAACCAAGUUCAACAGCAUUACGUAGACUCUCAUCAGACUCCAUUAAGAACACCACACGUACAAGUAUGCGAUUGCGAAAAAUUAAUCCUCGAUCUCUUAGAUGUAAAUCUCAGACAGAAAAUAAGAACUUUGUAUCAAAGUUCAAAUUAGGUGGCUUAAAGAGAAAAAGAACAUUUUCAGAAGGAGCACCUGUGUCAAAGAAAGUUUGCCGUAGUUAAUAGUGCUAUAUAUUUAAUUUACCAAUUACAAUAUUUGUCAUAAGCGUUCACAUUUUCUUUUCAUGAAAAGUUCUGGCAUCUUUAUCGGGUCAUUUUAUUGAAAUUGUUUUAAGUUUAUCAUUGAAUCAAGUAUAGUUUUUAAAAUGAAUUUUAACCUAAAAUUCGUCAUCAAAUUUGGAAGCAAAGAAAAUGUGGAUGUUUAAUAUAUAAAUUUAUGUGUUCAUUUUGACUUGAAUUUGAAACGGUUGAUUUGUUUUCUGUUAAAACCAACCAUAUCUUUCUUUAUAUUUGUGAUGAGAUAAUUAAAAGCAGGUAAUUAGUUGGAACAAUUGGAUUUUACAUAUGUAUACAUUUUAAGUUAUUGUUCUCUUUUAUUUGCAAUUUUAUCUACAUCUUAUUCAUGUUGAUUCAUCUUAAAAUGCAGUCUUUUUACUCACUUAUAUAUAUUUAUAUAUAUAAAUUUUUUACAAACUUUCUUUUAAAUACAUGUUAUACAUGUAUAUUAUUAUUAAAGUAAUGUAUCAAAGUGUACUCGUCAAAGAUAAGUAACUGUGGUUUAUGUACAGUACUCACAAGAUGUUUCAGUCAAAGACCACUCUGGUUGGUGUUCAGUGGUUCACUUUAUAAAAGAGAAUGAUUGUUGGUGAUUUAAGGUGAUAACACUGAUUAAACAUGUUUAAGAUACUGUUGAUUAAGAUCUAUGAAAUAUUUGUAUUUUUUUAAGACAUCACACACAUUCACUGUGAAAAAUCUCCACCAAGAGUGAACUGAAUCAUUCUGUGUGUACAGUACUGUAUUCCUAGAUGUAAUAUUGGGCAUUAAAUUUUCAGGAUAGAUCUUAAGUAAUGGAGUUUUAAUUUUUUUAUUAUCCCUGAAUGAAAUGUAUGUUUGUUUUCAAAGUAAAUGUUUUAGGGAAGUACAUGUAUCUAAGCAGCUUAAUUCUUGUGUUAAUUUUACCUUUAGUACAAAACAAUUUUUAGAAGAUUUCAUAAACAUAUAAGCAAGGUCAUGGUUUUAAAGUUAUCGCUUCCAUCAUGUAAGCCGUCUAUGUGCUUUUUAUAGUUACACGGAAAUGUUGGAACUUCUUUAAUCUAAAUAUACCAAAAAAUACUGAUUUACUUGCAAAUUCAAGAAAACUUUUCAAAGUAAAAUUAUUUUCCUCUAAUGUGUCUGAAUUUAGUUAAAGGGCAUUUUAUAAUUAUAAGGCAUAGAAUUCAGGUGGUACAAAACAAAAUGUUCAUUUAUUCUGUUUUAAAAAGGGGGUUUUACAAUGUUUGUUCAGCUAAGUACACCAAAUAUUGCUGCUAACUGGUACCAGGUAAAAUCAUAUGACAGGAAUUCAGUUUGCUGUACCUCAUAUUGUAGAGGUGUUGUUACUGAAUCCCUGCUAUUUAAUUAUAUUUAUAGAUGACUGAUCCAUAAUUGGGGUCAUUGUGUCAGUAAAUCUGGUAUUAAAAUUUCUGUAGUUAUCUCCCCUUCAUUGAAUUAGUUUUACUUUUAAAACAAACAUGAGAAAAAUGUAUGGACAAAUAUAGUAGAAAACCUCAUUAUUUAUUGUUAAUUCCUUUUAAUUUUGUUUUUGCAUUUAAUUUGUUCACCUGUCAAGAUUGUUCCAUUAAAAUACGAAAUACAUCUAAGAAAUGCUUUGAAAAUCUCUUUGAGUGUCUCCCAAUUUUAAAAUGACUUUCCUGAAUAUGAUCUUGCAGUUAAAAUAUUUUAAUGGGACAACCCUCAAAUAUUUUCAAGUUUAAUUUUUUCAUUUCUUUUUGAGUUUGUAUACAAUUUAUACUUUACAUGAGUAGAUUUUUUUAAUGAAUUAAAAUUUAGAAUUAGAAUUAUCAAAUCAUUUAAUUGGCAUUUACUGAUCUUUGGUUAUUUUUUUUUUAUGACUGUUUAAAUUUAGGACUGCUCUGACUAAAAAGAGUCCAUGAUGCUUGAAGACUGGCUGGACUAACCAUUUUAUGCUUUGGUCACUUGAGUCCAUAUAUGCAACUAGAUUUUGUCUCUGACAUAUUGUGGUGCAGUCAACAUGGUUAAAUUACAAAAGUUGAAAUAAAUAUGUAAAUUCACACAGUUUUUUUAGGGCCAGUACCACCUCUCUGUACAUUAAAAUAUUUUGCUACAACUCUCAGAGUGAUCCUAGAUGGCCUGUUUCAAGGCAAAAUCUCUGCCCUUAAUCCAACAUACCCUGACAGUCUAAAAAAAUCUAUUCCUUGUCUUGGUUGAACUUUUUCUUUCAGAAUAUUACUAUUGUAUCAAUAGGUAAUUUGUUCUCCUGAAUAUUCAUGAAACAUUUUCCAAUGGAUGUUUAGCAAGUAACAAUUUGUCAAUCAUAAUCUAGUUACUCUUGUUUUUACCAGGAAUUCAUACACAUUGUUUUUUGAUAGAAUGUUGGUAUAAUCAGCUGCUAACCAUAGUCAAAACUGUUGGUAUUUGGACGCAUGUGAACAAAUUCUUAUGUUAAAGGACUGUAUAACUUUUUGACACACAUUAUGUAAAUGAAAUAGCAUUUAAAGCAGCAUACUCAGAAACAUCCAAAUGGUUAAGAAGAAAAAUGUCUCAGGUUUUGCCAUAAUCUUGUCAUUAUUUAGAAAGAAUUUCAGAAAAUUCCUUCAGAAAAUUUUCAAAAGAUGACAGAGGUAAUAUUUAUUUCAAUGGAAACCUUUUUUCAUAAGUGAUAAGAAUAUUUUUAUUAACUGUAUUGAAAUUUUCUGAUUGUUUAAUUUGAUUUAAUAGCAGAUUGACAAUUGCCCUAAAAAUAGUAAAAGAAUGAAAACUUGAUAUACUUCGCAUAGUUCAAUUUCAAAAUCACAUUUUCUUUUCUUUUUAAAAAUGUACAGAAAAAAAUUUCAUGUUAAUAAAUCACACUUAAUAAGCUGAUCACCAUGGUGAAUCAAGGUGUUUUUCUCUGUCUGCAAUGUAAAUGGCUAAUCUUGCCUUCUAAGGAUUUCAUAAGUUAUAAGAAUGAAUAAUAUUUUUUACCAGGCUUUAAAAUUCUAAACAUUAAUUAUUUUCCAUAUUCUACCACUUUAAUAAUAGAAAAAAACAAAUCAUCUUUAUUUGAACAGUACAAGUACCAAAGCCUUGUGACAAGAGUCACAAAAAGGAAAAUUUAAAUACUGCAAUGCAAGCAAUUGAGUCUUUACAUUGUCAUCAAGAUGGGCAUAAGAUUAGAUUAAAUGUACUUCCAGAUUAACCAACACUUAAAGAGUUUAUUACAAUUUACAAAAUUAUAUCUAGCAAAUACUUAGAAUUUUCAUUUAUAAGGCAAAAUUUAAAAAGAGAUAUAUUUUAUUUGAUUGUCUGACUUUCCCUAAUUUUUUCCUUACCCCAAACUGUUUUGAUGAAUUUUAGCUGUGAAAGUCAUGAUGGGGAUGGAGGGGGGAAAUCUGACCUAUUUAUGCAAAAUGUUGUUCUAUUGCACUAUGAAAUUCAAGCACUUUAACAUGAAUAUUAAAAUGAAUGUUUGUUUAUAAGAUACACAGAAUAGAUAUUUUGCAAGCAAAAAUUUCAAUGAUUUUUUAAUGUAGACAUGAAAUGUAAAGUAGUGGUAAAAAAAAAUUUGGCCAAAUUCUGAUAAACAAUUAACUAGCUAUAUGAAUCCUUAUCCCAAAAAAUUGAAAAUUUUACACUUAAAUUGUAAAAUUAAAAAAGUUUCUUAAGCAAUAUUGUAAGAGCCCAGACCACUGACCUAAACAUUUAAACCCUGUUUACUUAAAAGAGGCAAUAACAAGCUAUGCAAAAUGGAUGCAUGUCUAAUAUGAACCAGACAUGCUAGUAAAAGGUAUGCAAAAUUAAGUAAUAUAUGUUUUAGCCACAAGAACAAUGAAUUUUACAAUCUGGCAGAAAUUUGUAUAUUUGUAUAUAUUAAGAUAUAGAAGACUGUUGAUAAUUACAAAUUUUAAAAUAUUGUACAAAGAAUGAAAUUUAAAAACAAUAAAUUUUAUAUCUUUUACAUGAA